UCCUUCUUGGUGCUCUACUGUAAAUCACAUUCCUGGUCUCUGGUGCGCCUUUACGCACAACGACACGAUGCGCGUCUGGACGUCUCUGCGCGCUCUGCUGACCUCGCUCUGCUUCUUUCUGCUCUGUUCGGGCUGUUCGGCAUCGACUUUCCAUGUGACGCUGCUUCACACCAACGACAACCAUGCCCGGAUCGAGGAGACCAGCGUGGAUUCUGGGAAGUGUCCGAAAGGGCAGCCUUGCUUCGCUGGAGUCGCCAGGAGGUUCACCAAAGUGUCCGAGAUCCGCAGAAAGGAGAAGAACGUGUUGUUUCUGGAUGCUGGAGACCAGUUUCAAGGAAGUGUCUGGUUCAACUUCUACAAAGGCGCGGAAGCAGCGCAUUUCAUGAACAAACUCGGUUAUGAUGCUAUGGCUUUUGGAAACCAUGAGUUUGACAAUGGAGUGGAGGGUCUGAUCAAACCCUUCCUCCAAAAUGUAAAUUGCUCUGUGGUGAGUGCCAACAUAAAACCUGACCAGACUCUGGCUGCAAAACUCAGCGGCUACUACCAGCCCUACACAAUCCUAGAUGUGGGCUCAGAGAAAGUGGCUGUGGUCGGCUACACAACUGCAGAGACCCCAUUCCUAUCCAUGCCAGGUCAACACCUGACAUUUGAGGAUGAGGUGGAGGCGCUUCAGAUUCAGGUUGAUAAACUGGAAACGUUGGGCUAUAAUAAGAUCAUCGCCCUGGGCCACUCUGGCUUUGACGUGGAUAAAGACAUCGCCAAGCGCGUGAGAGGGGUUGACGUAGUUAUUGGAGGACACACCAACACAUUCCUCUAUACUGGAACCGCCCCAUCCACUGAAGUGCCAGCAGGUCCGUACCCUUUCACGGUGAGGUCUGACGAUGGGAGGAACGUGCCGGUGGUCCAGGCCUUUGCUUUUGGGAAGUACCUCGGAUACUUGCAAGUCACAUUUGACGAGGCUGGGAAUGUGGUCAAAGCUGUUGGAAACCCUAUCCUAAUGGACAGCAGCAUACCUCAAGACCCAGGUGUCCUGGCUGACAUUGAGGAGUGGAAGAAAGACUUAGCUCACUAUUCCUCUCAGUAUGUAGGACAGACUCUGGUCUACCUCAAUGGGACGUUUGAAGAGUGUCGAUUUCGGGAGUGUAACCUUGGAAACCUGAUCUGUGAUGCUAUGAUUUAUCACAAUACAAAGUAUUCAAGUGAUCUGCGGUGGAAUCAUGUGGGCAUAUGUAUGCUGAACAGUGGAUCUAUACGGACAGCUAUAGACGAGCGCUACAAAAAUGGUUCUAUAACUAUGGAGGAGAUCCUCACCGUCUUACCAUUUGGAGGAACCAUGGACUUGGUCCAGAUGAAGGGAUCGACAGUGAAAAAGGCAUUUGAACACUCCAUUCACAGAUAUGGAGGCAUGUCUGGAGAGUUUCUUCAAGUCUCAGGCAUUCGCGUUCAGUAUGACCUCUCCAAACCAGCGUACCAGCGCGUGGCGUCUGUGUCCAUGCUCUGCACUGAGUGCCGUGUGCCCAAGUACGAACCGUUAGACCCGGAGAAGAAGUACACUGUGGUCAUGACUUCGUACAUGGUGGGCGGAGGAGAUGGCUUUACCAUGAUCAAGGAGGAGUUACUGAAGCAUAACACAGGUGACAUGGACAUUUCUGUUUUUUCCAAAUACGUCUCGGACAUGAAGCGCGUGUACCCUGCAGUGGAGGGCCGGAUCACGUUCAGGAACUCGGCUGUCUUUACAGCCCACAGCGUUGGUUUGUUGCUGUUGGGUUUAUGUCUGUCCCUGACACUCUGAUGGGCUUUCUGUAAACUGUGAUAAACUGAAGGGCAGCUUGUAAACUCCUCUGGGACACUUGGUUGACUGCCUUUCCAUCUCGCUGCCUUCAAGGAUAACUAGAAGACAACAGGAUUGCAGGUUCAGGCUCAGGGUAGAUUCAGUCAGUCAGUGAUUAUAAGGACUGGGGACAACGGGAGUCCUGUAUUGUAUACAUUGUUCACACGUGUGCACACAACUUAAAGAACUUUAGUAUGAAAAUGGUAAAUAUGUAUUGGAUGUUACUAAUAUUGACUCAAAAGUGCAUGUAAGUAAUUUUUAGUAUGAAUGUAUUUUUUCUUGCCACUUUAAAGGAACUGAAGUGUUCUGAAUGUCUAAAAGACGAUGCUUAAAAGCAUGAAAGAGCCCAAAGACUGCAAGGCAGCGUCCGACUUCUUAUAGUGAGAUAAUGAACAGAGGGAAAGCUGCUUUAUCUCUGCCUUCCCUCACUGAAUAGAAAUGGAUGGAAAGAAGCCAAAGCUUCAAAGUAUUUAUGCACCUGAAUGUGCCUAUAAGUAUUGUUUGAUGUAUUCUCCAGUUUUGUAGACCGUCUUCCCUCUUAAACUUGGGUCCAUUUUAGUGACUGCUCAUCAAAUCUGAUUUUUAUAAAGAAUUAUUUGAAUAUGUCCAUCAUCAUGUACAACAAAUGUAUUGCUACAGCAGAUAUAUUGUAGAUAUGAUCUACAUACAAGUCAGUUUUUUGUUUGUUCUCAUGACAAUUAUCAUUUUGAGCCUCUCUGCACUAUUUGACAUUCAGAGUAAAAACACAAAGCUGAUGGAACCAAAUACUUUUGUUCAAAAUCUAUUGAACGCUGCAGUUCUUCUGUUUUUGUCAUCGUAUCCGAUUGCAUCCUUUGUUCACGCCAACGUUAUCUUUUUAAAAGUACUUUUAUAAACUUGUUAGAAUAAAUUGAAAAUGGAAAUGAAGGCACUUUCUCAGGUAUUUCUUCUUUUUAUUUUUACGCAUAAAAAAAAACGUGAAAAUAAUUCAUCAAAAUUAGUCAUGAAUUUUAUAUAUAACUAAUAGUCCUGCUGUUAAUGAUUGUUUCUAUUAUUCAUUAAAUCUUAGUUGACAAAGAGUAUAAAAUUAGUUUUAAUUAUUAUGUAUUAAAUUAUGUUUUUUAAUUAUUUUAAGUAACAAUUUACAAAAAAAGGUCCCUCAGGAAUAUGAUUCAGUUGUUCUUUUUAGUUUAUAAAACUUCAAGUUACCAAGCCUGAAGUGUUGUUCAUUUAACAAAUUGUUGACUUGCAUUGCCAUUUUAAAUGAAAAAUAGUACAUUUACUUUACAUAAAAUUCCUACUGCUUGCAUUGCUUGACAACACGCAGCUGCUCGGCAAACAGCCGCUAGGAAGAAGGGGUACGUUUUCGGCUAUCAAUUUUCAAAUACUGAUAAAAGCGAAGCAGUUUGAUUUGAACGUCCACAUCUUGAAGAUAUCACUCAUCAACCCCAAUCACUCAAAAAUGUAACAUAAUCAAUUGGAGGCGUAAUAGAUUAUCGACUACAUGUGCAGCAUAUGAUUUUUUCCUUCUUUUCAAACUUAAAAUCAGUAACAAUUAAAAAACAUUUUGACUGGACUUGUCUGCAUUUAAAAUGAGUUUUCCCAUUUGAAUCUGUAAAACUGAUUGCAGAGUGACUUUUGAAGCUAGAGGUGUUACAGGAUAUAAUGUUUGGUGAUCGUUUUAUGGCAGUUCACAUCUGUGGUAAUACCACAGUGUGAGUAGUGCAGUAUCACAGUGUGACAUAGUAUUAACAAUAAAGUUUUACUACAAUCAACUGCAGCUGUCGAACAGAUGCACACCUUUACACUGUUGGCAUUUAUAGUUAAGACUAAAUACACUUCUAUCAUUUAGUCAUAUAAUUUAUUUUGUAAUGUAAAUGACACAUACAGCAGGAGGGGCCACGUGUUUCCUCUUCUUGUUGGGGCAUGUAUCCAGGUCAGAUACUGUACAUGUGAUCAACAUGUUUCAGGUAACUGAACCAACAUGAGUCUCUGCAGGUGUUUCGGCUUAGUUUAAUGCCUAGAAAGCAUGUCAGCUCAUGUCCAUUGAAAUGUUCAGUUUACAUCCACGGAGCCAUCAUAGAGGUCUCCUUCUGUACCUGCUGAGGAAACAGAAACACAGCGUUAGCACUAAAAUAGACGUUCUUUGUGGUCAAAUACAGUGAUUUAAAUAUUUAACUUUAUGCCAUGAUACGGUAUCUCUGCAUUUACUUUUAGUGAUUUGUCAUUUGUCAGACAUCAUCAUACAGUCAAAGAUUUCCCUUAAUACCAGGUGUAAUAAUGACCUUUACAGAUAUGAUAUAGACUAAUAAAUAUUUGUUUUUGUUAAAUAUAUGUUCAGAUUCCCCCCACAACCCUGCAAAGAAUAAGCCGGUAUAGAAAAUGGAUGGAUCGAUGUCCACACUCUAUGUUUCUUUAGAAACCAAUGCUAGCAUCUGUUUACCUUGUUCAACUCAGGGAAAAGUUCUUGAAUGGCGAUGUCCAACAGCACAUAUGUCAGCUGAGGAAGGCAAAAAGGAGGAAGAGGAUGAAAAGGAUUAAAGCCACACAGUGAUCUUUAAAUACAAACAGCAAACUAGGCGACUAAGAAUUUACAUAGUUGAAUCUGAUUGGUCAAGUCUUGCAUAUCGUCAACUGAUCAUCGAAUCAUGUUUUGUUUUUGCUCAUUGAUCCCCCUCCCUGUUUAAGUUGUAUUUAUCCAUAGAAAAAUAGUAAAAACAACAAAACUAUUGUCUGAGAUA
Molecule: messenger RNA, 4551 nt
Organism: Sebastes umbrosus (honeycomb rockfish)
Lineage: Eukaryota; Metazoa; Chordata; Actinopteri; Perciformes; Sebastidae
Product: snake venom 5'-nucleotidase-like
Exons: 9
Coding region: 68-1792 (574 amino acids)
Biological process (GO): AMP catabolic process
Cellular component (GO): plasma membrane
Molecular function (GO): nucleotide binding; 5'-nucleotidase activity; metal ion binding
Source: RefSeq, a predicted model, not a curated record